Messenger RNA from Microbotryum saponariae, 229 nucleotides. Lineage: Eukaryota; Fungi; Basidiomycota; Microbotryomycetes; Microbotryales; Microbotryaceae. The record is from the annotation of a GenBank genome assembly.
AUGCAUCGCACAGUGAGUGACUGAUUUCUGGGCAGGCGAACUUGCUCUGACAGCGCCUGUGUUGACUGCCAACCGCAUCUCUACGCUGACCGUUAGACCCGCCUGUGUUGCGAAGACAUGCUCUUCCUUUCCUAAAGGUUUCAAUGAUCGUACCUCGACGGGAGCCUGCGACUUGACCAGCAGCACCGGCUUCAACAAGCAAGGCGGCUUCCGCAUCGCGGCGACUUGA